Molecule: messenger RNA, 1106 nt
Organism: Oryza sativa Japonica Group (Japanese rice)
Lineage: Eukaryota; Viridiplantae; Streptophyta; Magnoliopsida; Poales; Poaceae
Product: acid phosphatase 1
Molecular function (GO): acid phosphatase activity
Source: RefSeq, a predicted model, not a curated record
GCAGCUCACAGCCUCCUCGAUCUCCUCUACAGCAGCUCACUCACUGCUCAACAAUGGCGACGGCGAGGUUGAUCCUCCUGCUCACGGUGGCGGCGGCGGCGGCGGGCUCCUGCUGCUUCUGCAGCGCCCAGGAGGUGAUCGUGGGCGGCGUCGGCGAGCAGCUGGCGACGGCGCCGCCGGCCGCGCCCGCUCCCUCGCCGCCGCCGCCGUACUGCGGCAGCGUGAGGACGGCGGUGGAGGCGCACAACAUCAUCGGCUGGAAGACGGUGCCGGCGGACUGCGCCGAGUACGUCUCCGACUACUUGACCGGCGAGCGAUACGGCCGCGACUCCGACGUGGUGAUCAACGAGGCCAUCGCCUACGCCGAGAGCCUCAAGCUCUCCGGCCAUGGCAAGGAGAUCUGGGUGUUCGACGUCGAUGAGACCGCCCUCUCCACCCUGCCCUACCAGGCCAAGCAUGGCUAUGGAACUAAGCCAUACGACCACGCGAGCUUCGUCCAAUACGUGGCUGGAGGGAGCGCACCGGCGCUACAGGGAACACUGCGACUCUACCGACGGUUGCUGCAGCUCGGCAUCAAGCCGGUGUUCCUGACCGACCGCACCGAGGACCAGAGGGCCGUCACCACCCACAACCUCCUCUCGCAAGGCUACUACAGCUGGGAGAAGCUAUUACUCCAGCCUGUUGGGCUCCAGACCACGACUCAGGCGUUCAAGACCGGCGAGCGGCAGAAAUUGGUGAGCGCCGGCUAUGUCAUCGUCGGUAACAUCGGUGACCAAUGGAGCGAUAUCCUCGGAUCACCGGAGGGCUACCGCACCUUCAAAUACCCCAACCCCAUAUACUACGUCGCGUAGUUUGGUGUCGGCGCCAUCGCUAGCUAGCUUAGCUAUAGCUAGCUAUAUCGAUGGAUCAUAGUUCGCGUGCGUUUCAUCUACUUAUUUUCUUCUCAUGAACUGUCGUUUGUAGUUAAUGUUUGACGCGUUUGCUUUGAUUUUUCCUCGUUAGUUGUUGAUGAGAUGAAAUUUAAAUUUGUAAUAAUGUUUGUUUGGCAUGGCAGUUGGCCAUUCAUUGAUCAAUGCAUUGUGUUGAGCAAGCUGGUUGUAUUUAUU